Molecule: messenger RNA, 1060 nt
Organism: Acinonyx jubatus (cheetah)
Lineage: Eukaryota; Metazoa; Chordata; Mammalia; Carnivora; Felidae
Product: histone H2B type 1-M
Exons: 2
Coding region: 533-913 (126 amino acids)
Cellular component (GO): nucleosome
Molecular function (GO): structural constituent of chromatin; protein heterodimerization activity; DNA binding
Source: RefSeq, a predicted model, not a curated record
UGCUUCACCUCCUGACCAGCCCGGCGCAAUAGAGCAGGUUGCUACUCAAUGAGGCGAGCUGGGAAGGACUAUGGGCUUCGGGCCAACGACCACUUACUACCCCGCCUAAAGCCUGACGCAUCCUAACCGCCAGAUACCGACUGGUACAGGCCCCAGACUCCAAGCACGAAGCCAUAUUAGCCAACAGAGAGUGGUCUACACCUAUAAACCGAAAGCGAGGAUGUCCUCCGUAAAAGUUUCAGUGACUGAAAUCUACGGCGCAAGUUCUUUAACAGGCUUAUUUAUAGUAGCUUUAGGCAGCCUACUCUAAGCCUUCUGAUUGGCUCGAAGCAAAGUAAGGAAGCAGCCAAUGAAAAGCUAGACCUGCAAGUAUCUUUUACAUCGGCAUUUGUGACGACACACUAAAAUUAAUCCAAUCGCGGACGAAAUCUUACUAACCUCAUUUGAAUACCGCAUCUAUAAAUAAACGUGGCUUUGGUGCCGCGAGUUAUUUUCCCAGCUCUUAGUCAUAGCGUCUUAACUUCACGCCGCGAUGCCUGAACCCACCAAAUCCGCCCCGGCCCCGAAGAAGGGCUCCAAGAAGGCGGUGACCAAGGCGCAGAAGAAGGACGGCAAGAAGCGCAAGCGCAGCCGCAAGGAGAGCUACUCGGUGUACGUGUACAAGGUGCUGAAGCAGGUGCACCCCGACACCGGCAUCUCGUCCAAGGCCAUGGGCAUCAUGAACUCGUUCGUCAACGACAUCUUCGAGCGCAUCGCGGGCGAGGCGUCGCGCCUGGCGCAUUACAACAAGCGCUCGACCAUCACGUCCCGGGAGAUCCAGACGGCCGUGCGCCUGCUGCUGCCCGGGGAGCUGGCCAAGCACGCCGUGUCCGAGGGCACCAAGGCCGUCACCAAGUACACCAGCUCCAAGUAGACUUGCCAAAUGAACAACUUCAGCAGUCUCCUCCUUGACUUAUACUCCCACUGCCCUCCACACCUUGGCGGCAGCAAAGAAGACUUAGGAGAGGUGGAGAUCACGCUGGGGAAAGUUCAGAGUUCUUAACCUUCAUUUUGGUGGCGC